AAAAAUAUAUAAAUAUUAUAUGCAGGCGAGACUAGGACAAUCUAGACGCAGCUCGAUUGAUAAAAUUUCGUUUUGAGAUUAUAAAUGUGAUAAAGUUGACAGGAAAAGGGGGCGGGAUUGUUGAUGAAAAUAGAAAGAAUAGGGUAAAAUGGCCACUCUGAUUUCCCUCCUUCAAUCAGCAAUUUCAAUCGUAUAUUAAAUUUAUCUGAUUAGCUAUUAAUUAAGCAUAAUUCCAGUUUGUUAGAUAUUUGAUGUAUUAUUCUCUUGGCCAAAUAUCCCAGAAUGAGGAGCAUUCAUUAAACUUUCUCUGUAAGAAAGUUAAAGACUAAGACUAAAGUUAAUUCAUAAUCUCCUCCAGAUAUCAAGAUAUUCAUCUCGUUUCACAACUUUAUCUAUCAAUUUUCAUCAUUUCGACUACAUCAAUAGGCUCUGACAGACUUUCAAUUACUAGUUGCAUUCAGAAUUCCAAAUGAAUCAUCAAAUUCAUCAGGUGUUGAUUUUACCUAUUUUUCAGAAUUUCUCAUUUUCUCGUCUUUUCCAUUCGUCUAGUUCUCUUUUCUGCCAUUCAUAACGUUUUUCUUCAAGACUCUGAGGUUUUUUAUAAUUUUUUAGGGUUACAUGACCGUCAUUGAAUUUUAAACUCAAGUACAUUGGUGUAGGUAGUGUGGGUAUGAAGAUUGCAUGAUUUGAUAUCAUGUGGAUGGAAUGAAUGGGCCAGAGUAUGGCUGCGAUCUUUCGUCGUGUAAUUGCAAGAGAGUUAUUUAGUGUUACCAAAACAUUCGGAAGUCGCCCAGAAGUGACAAAGAUGGAUGAACCUGGAGAUUGUUUCGUGGGGAAGAUGGAUCAUCAUGCAGGAGUCCAUGUCGAUUCCAGGAAAGAACCCUGUCGAGCUGAAAAGUUUGGAUCAAAGCUCAGAGCUUCCCUUCCUAAAUGGACAACCGAAAAUAAACGCACAGUCUGGUUUAAAGUCGAUCGGUCAGAUUCUUCAUGGAUUCCUCACCUGGUGAACGAGGGAUUCUACUUUCAUCAUGCCAGGGAGAAUUACGUCACACUGUACCGAUGUUUAUCACCGGAUGUUUCAGUUCCACCUUACGCUCACACAAAUAUAGGGGUAGGAGCUUUCGUGGUGAAUGAGGAGACAAAUGAGGUUCUCGUAAUUAAGGAAAAACACACGAGUCUUCCGGUUAAUCGAUGGAAAUUACCUGGAGGAUAUGUUGAACCAGGUGAAAAUAUUCCUGAAGCUGCGCAGAGGGAAUUGCUGGAAGAAACUGGAAUCAAAGCUCAAUUCAAAUCAUUAGUUGCAUUCAGACAUGCCCACAAUUAUGCAUUCGGCUGCAGUGAUAUCUAUAUGGUUGCCAGGAUGGUACCCGAGACAUUGGAAAUUAAAAAGUGCGAACGAGAAAUCUCUGAUUGCACUUGGAUGAAGUUGGAUGAGUACUCUAAUAGCCCAGAUGUUCAUGGACUCAAUCGAUUUAUCGCUAAAAAAAUGAUCGAGUACUUGGAAAAACACAUCGGAAUCGGUCUCGUUCAUGGACAACGCCCCAAUUCGACGGAACCUAUUUGGAUUUAUGUAAUUACAGAUAGUGACAAUGCCGAUUCAUCUAUUGCUAAUUGAUUACCGCCUAAGGUAAAUAAAUAUUUAGGGAAUCCAUCGAGUCUUUAGUCUUUUUGAGGCUGACUAAUGCUGCUUUCAAAAGUGCAGCCGAAUAGUUUGAUUUCUCUAAUUCUAUAGUAGUUAGUGACUUGGGAAAAACACAAUUAAAUUAAUGGUGAUUAUUACUUAUAAACUCCUAGAGAAUCCAGAUAGUUUAACGGUUUUAAAGAACUUUUCUUAGAAUUUCAAAGUUUUAGAGAUCGAUUUUCCCAGAUAAUCUCAUAUCAACAAAUUAAUCGAGUCUCAUUUUGCUUCUUCAAGUAUCAAUAAUUAAACAAUUAAAGUUAAUUACCACGUUUUAUCUGACAUGUACAAAUCUAACGUUUUCAAAGUUCAACAAAUAAAACUCAACAGUUAUUAUUGUUGUUUUCAUAUUAUUUUAUACAAUUCCUCUUUAACAACAUAAUACUCGUUUCAAAUUAAACUCAAAAUCCCCUGAAUAUUUCUUAUUUAUUAAUUGACUGGUUUAUUAAAAGAAGGAAUCAAAAAGUAAAUAGAAUGUUUUUAAGGAAUGAAUAUCAAUUAGAUUGAAGAUUAUCGCAACCGCCUCACGAGUGUAAUUCAUGAAACGAUCGUUUUUACUACAUACAUAUAAAUUUUUUAAAUAAAGUGUGCCACACACUUCAUAAUAAUCACUAAAUUAUAAUCAAUAUUGCAAUUUAAAAAUAUUGCUUGUACUUAAAUCGAACAUUCUCUCCUGAAAAUAUAUUCUUUCAUUUUUUCAAAUA
Fopius arisanus is the source of this 2382-nucleotide messenger RNA. RefSeq names its product nucleoside diphosphate-linked moiety X motif 6. Bases 710 to 1615 code for a protein of 301 amino acids. The transcript is spliced from 4 exons. The record is from RefSeq and is a predicted model, not a curated record. Gene Ontology annotation, molecular function: NAD binding; NADH pyrophosphatase activity; ADP-ribose diphosphatase activity. NCBI's taxonomy places the organism in Eukaryota, Metazoa, Arthropoda, Insecta, Hymenoptera, Braconidae.